GGUCAAAAUCUGAGUACAUCCGUAUAGAUAUAAGGGAAGUAACUCGAAUGCUUUAAAAUCAUGUGACAACAACCGGAAACACCAGUUUUAUAUACUGUACAGUACACACAGUAAACAGAAUGUACUAACGUUCUUUUUGACCCAUGUGAAGUAUAGACGGUGCAUUAUGGCUGGAGGUAUCACAGAUACAGGUGCCAGCUACUCGGGGCUGGUUGGCCUGAUCUACAUUUUUAACCUGAUCGUAGGCACAGGAGCCCUUACCAUGCCAAGUGCGUUCGCUUCUGCUGGAUGGCUACUGAGUUUGUUCAUUGUCAUCGCACUUGCACUCGUAAGCAAUAUGACCGUGUCUUUUGUAAUAGAGACGAUGGGAUGGGCUAAUGCAAAACUCAGACAAGACGCUGGUCAAGCACACGUGCCACCUGUCAACAUACCGGAAGUGAGUUAUGGAGGAGAUGAGGAUGAUUCAAGGCCAUUACUGCAGCGAAGUGCGCAAGGUACUUGUAACCAGGUUACGAAUCCAUGUGAGAUGACAGAGAGAACAGAACUAGGCCAGAUGGCUAGAAUGUUUUUCAACAAAUGGGGUCUGUUGGCGUUCUACCUGUGUAUGGUUCUCUACCUGUACGGAGACCUCGCCAUUUAUGCAGCAGCGGUACCGGUGUCACUCAGGGACGUCAUAUGCACCUAUAAACUACCAAACGCAACAGAGGCAUGUAAUCAGUCCCUUAAACUGACAGACAGUGAUACGUGCUGGGAGGGUAGAGACGUCAGCAGGGGUCAAGCCUAUAGGAUAUGUCUGGCAAUUUUUCUGGUGACCGGAGGCCCCUUUGUUUUCUUUAAUGUUCAAAAAACAAAGUAUCUUCAGCUCUUCACAACAGUGAUGCGGUGGCUUGCCUUCGGGACCAUGGUCGUCCUCGCAGUUAUUCGAUUGAGCAAAGGUCAAGGUCAAGGUCACCCUAAGGCGGCAGAUUUCUCAGGAUUACCGAAUCUUUUUGGUGUUUGUGUUUACUCCUUCAUGUGCCACCAUUCUCUCCCAAGUCUCGUCACCCCAAUCAACAACAAAAAAGGACUGUUUAAACUUAUUGGAUUAGACUUUCUCCUUAUUCUGGGAUUUUACGCUCUGAUUUCAUUCACAGGAAUAUUUGCUUUCAACAAGCUCAAUGAUUUAUACACAUUGAACUUUCUACCAGAUCCGUGUGACACCUCUGAACCAGUGACAAAAGUUGUAGUGAUCCAAUAUUUUCUCGCUUUGUUUCCGGUUUUUACUCUCAGUACAAAUUUCCCUAUUAUUUCCAUCACAUUGAGAAAUAAUCUUAAAACAAUGUUUUAUAAAGGGGACUCGAACCCAUACCCUUGGAUUGUAGACAGAAUAGUCUUUCCUCUAGGGGCCAUAAUACCACCUUUUAUCAUUGCAUUUUGUACAAGUAAAGUGGAGUUUCUUGUGGGGGUCACGGGAUCAUACGCAGGCGCAGGAAUACAAUAUGUUAUACCCGCAGCCCUAGUAUACUUUGCUCGAAAAGAAAUGAGCGAGAAAAUGCCGACCAUGCAGAAUCCUUACACUUCACCAUUCAAACACAGAGUCUGGAUAUGGUUCGCAUAUACAUGGGCAACAGUAUGUAUGAUUAUCGUAACAGUCAAUCAUAUAAUUACUGGUAAAUAAGUAUUCAAUUUAGUCUUAUUGAUGAAAUAUUCUAUUCAAAGUAAGGUACUUCUUAUGUUGGAAAUGAUUCCUCCGUCGAAAGAGGAGUAAAUACAGAUACAUGUAUUACGGGGAGGGGUUUGUUUUAAUGCUGCACUGAAAAUUAAUAUUAAUUUUAUUAUGAAUAUUAAUCUUAAAUGUUACGGGUCUUUGAAAAGUAUGUAACAUAAUGUUGUUAUUAGUUUAGUUCUAAAUUAAUUAUGUUUUUACUAAGUUUAUACGUUAUAUCUGUGUCGGAAUUUUACCUUUCACAAUAUCUUAUUUUGUACGUGCUUCCUAUACAUGUAUAAAUAUUGAACUGUGAUUUCUUGCUGUGGUAUGAAUGCAAUGUGAUGCAGACACACUACGAACCGACUGGCCUAGGCCAUUACUACAAAUGGAAAAGCAUGUUUUAUUCCAUUGGUAUCAUAACACAUCAUUUUAGCCGUUUUGAUAGUUUGAGAAACGACAGCUAGUUCCUAAAGGUUGUGUAGCUAUGUUACAAUUUGGCCUCUUUUUUUUUUUAAAUCAGUUUAACAAAAAUAAAACAAACAAAAAAUAAAUGAAAAAAAAAGAAAGAAAGAAAAGUGACAUUUGCUUAAAGAUACUACUUACUAUCAAUUUAACAUGCAUGAUACCCUUGAUUACACGGGAUCGAUGCAUUACUGGCCAGUCCUGUCACCAGGUGGAAUCAAUGGACUGGCCGGCAUCCCUACUGGGAUAUGUUUUAUAAAUUAUUCUUUCAAUUUACAACUGUCUCCUUGCGUGAUCAUUUCCAAAAGUUUUUUUCAAACAUUCCAAUGUGCCAAAACCCAUAUAUGUUCAUGUAUUUGGUUUAAAACGCACCUAUGUAGUUGGACAACGAUUAACGUGAUGCCUAUAUAUGUAAUAUUGUGUUUUAUGUUAGCAUUUUGAUGUUGUGGUUGAUAAUUUGUCAUUACAUGUUCCAUUGACCGGAACAAACCAGCUGUUUCGAUUAAGAAAACGCAGCGUUCCACCGGAACGAACGCGUUCGUCGUGAAGAGUCCCAAGCUGAAUUCUGGUAGUGAACGAUGUUCGUUUUAGAUGAUCACCAAAGUGGAUAUUAAUGUAUGUUAUAACCAUUUAAAUGGUUAUUCAUCGAUGCUAUUUGUACAAAAUGUAAAUGAAAACGACAAUUCACGUUGUGUGGGGAAAAAAACCAAAAUGUUUAUUUCUUUGAUUAUAAGAUUUACGCAUUGGAAAAGUAAUCGGGAAAGAGUUUUCCUAUUGAGCAUUCCAAUUGAAAAAUUGCCAUGCAACGAUAAAUGAAAUACUUUGUUAAAGUAAUCAACAUUUAAUGCAAGGGAAAGACGCUGUUUUAAUGUGAACGUAUCCAAUAUUUAUAUGCAAACUGACCGAAGUAAGAAUAUUGACUGGAUUCGAAUAAAUGUGCGAACUGUCUUUAACAUCGUACCGCUUCAAUGUAUGUUGGCGGGUACUUUACUCUAGAUAAAUCGGUACCCGGUUUGGUCAAGUUACAAACAGCCGUUAUAUGAACUCGGUAGCAAAAUCGUGUGAUUAAAUGUCAUUCAUUUCCUGGUCAUUGUAAUUAUGGGGAGAGUUGACUGUCAGAAUUCUGCUUAAAGCCAUAAGGUCUACGAUAUUCAUGUGUAAAAAUGAUGUCCAUGCAGUUUUCAGGGAAAAUACUUUCAUAUUAAAUAAAUGAAUGAAAAAUACAUUACAGCAGUUUAUUUUUCUACUAACAGUAUUGUAAUUGAAGAGUUAUUGACGAUAGAUUUCAGCCGAAUGGAAAUCUAAGCUAUUUAAUAUUGCAUCGAUGAUAUCUCAGAAGCGAAAGCGUUGACCUAAAAUUAACUGCUUCACAUGCUUUAAUUCAAAGGUUACCACGAGUGUAAUAUGCACUAAAAUGCGAUUUAUUCAAAUAUAAUCAGCUCUUUGCGUGGAAGUAUGAAUAGACAAUCUCGCAUGGCUUUUGAUUGUUCAGAAACAAAUAAUUAUCUGGUUAAAUAUUCAACUAACAAAUGCAAACGAAAAGAUACCGAGGUGUUCCGCAAAUUAUGAUCUUUCCAAUAUUGACAUGUACAGGUGUACAUACGAAAAUGCUACAAAAGAUUGUCGAUUUUGACAUUCUAUGAAUAGGUGUUUUUUUUUUUCUGCUCAGUUAGUGUUCAAUAUCUUUUGCCUCACGCUUACCAGAUGCGCGUCUACAGCUAUCGGGUCAGUUCGAGUUCACAUGAAUGUGAGAUUUAUUCGACUGUUUGUCUUACCGUUAAUUUUUUACCGAUUUUUAUCAAACGAAAUUACCAUUUUUCCUGUAAUAUUCAAGAAUAAAUUAAGUUUCCUGCGUUUUUGUAAUACACAUUGUAUAUUAAUAUCUAUCAAAAUGGACGAUGCUUUUGUAAAUAUUUAUCUUAGAUCUUAUGCGUUUGAGCUAAAGGAUAACGCUUUAUACGUAGGUGGUGAACGACUUGUGCUGUUUACCGCGAAAAAUCUAAAUAAGACAGCAAAAUGAAAUGUACAUUUCAGCAUUAAACUAGCUACCUUGUUGUUAUAUUUAGCGUGGAAUCCGUUUGCCUUCAAAACUGUAAAUUAAAACGAAUAUAAAAUCCAAAGCAGUUUAAUGCUUAUCAUUAUAUCAGUAUAUCCGUUUUUACAAUAGGAAAAUGUCAAUGCAUUCUCCAAACGAGAGAUUUUUUCCUGGUGUACUAAUGUAAAGAAUGACCGACCAUCAUCUCCAAAUAAAGUUUUUUUUUCUACCUUAAGUCAAUCAGAUGUCGACAUUUAAUAAAGAUCGCAUCACAUUUACCUUAAUUGUGGUUGUAAUACUAUUACGGUAGCUGUAUGUUUGGUAAUACGUAUGUAACUAAAAGGUAGUUGUAUAGUCUGACAAGUUAUUCAACUGUACGUCUGAGAAUAGUUAUGAAACUAUGUCUGGCAAUAAUUAUGUUACUGUAUGUCUGGCAAUAAUUAUGUUACUGUAUGUCUGACAAUAAUUAUGUAACUGUAUGUCUGGUAAUAAUUAGGUAACUGUAUGUCUGGUAAUAAUUAGGUAACUGUAUGUCUGACAAUAAUUAUGUUACUGUAUGUCUGGUAAUACUUAUGUAGUUGUAUGUCUGGUAAUAACUAUGUAGUUGUAUGUCUGGUAAUAAUAAGGUAACUGUAUGUCUGGUAAUAAUAAGGUAACUGUAUGUCUGGUAAUACUUAUGUAGUUGUAUGUCUGGUAAUAAGGAUGUAACUAUGUUCGACAAUAGUUCUAUAACUAAUGUCUGACAAUAGUUAUAUAACAUUCUUUAUUCUCUGAUGUCUGUCAUUUUAUUUUUAUCAGAUUUAAUGCUAUGAUUUUUUAUUAGAUAUAACAUUGUUUUAUUGCUAAUAGUCAUACUUUAUUUAUGGAAUAGUUUUAAAACACGAUUUUUUUAUUAUUUUUUUUCUGGUUUCUAAUUUUUAAUGUUAGAACAAAUUCAGAUGUCAUUGUUAUAGCUGUAGUCAUGGCCAAACUCAUGACGUCAUGAUUGUAACGUUGCACAACAUUGAUCGACCUUAAAGAAAACGUUUAUUGCCGUAAAUCAAGAACACUGCUUUAAUAUUUAUAUAUACAUGUAUAAAUAUAUAUAUUUCAAAUAAAUGUUGAAGAUAAUAUGAUAUUCUAUGAUAUUUAAAAUUGUAAACUAUUUAAUGAAAUUAUAUUAGUUUGCAUUUGCAGACAAUCAGUUCAAAAAGAGAAAUCAAUUUGCCUUUGUGCGAUAGUAUUUAUAUUGUCUAUCGGUAUCAAGUAAAGAAAUUAAAUAUUUAUAUAAUAAACGGUAUGAUACAAA
This is a messenger RNA of Pecten maximus, 5472 nucleotides long. RefSeq names its product transmembrane protein 104-like. The transcript has 10 exons. The coding region runs from base 167 to 1657 and encodes 496 amino acids. Lineage: Eukaryota; Metazoa; Mollusca; Bivalvia; Pectinida; Pectinidae. The record is from RefSeq and is a predicted model, not a curated record.